AUGGGAAAACCCUUUAUCCCCACUUGUUCCCCAUUUCCAUUAACACAUGAGUGUUGGGGGCGAUGUGUUCAAUGUUUGUUGAGACCGUGGCAAACAGACGCGGCCAGUGAUUUGUACAGACGAUAUAUUUCCACACGGUACUCGGAGCCGCAGCGGCACUAUCACACACUUGAGCACCUUGAAGAGAUGUUGCGGCAACUGAGAGAAUAUCAAUUAGAGGCGCCUGAGGCCCAGCGACUUCCCAAGAAUAGGAUGAACACAUAUCGUCUUCUUAUUAUGGAUUUAUCAAUACUCUUUCAUGAUGUUGUGUAUAAUCCACAGUGUAAUGAUAAUGAGGAACGUAGUGUAGACUGGUUUCAGGACUUCUGGGCAGAGUGCAGUCAGUUGGCAUCCGCAGCGACUUCGGAAGAUAAUGGAAAUGAUAGGAUAACAUCAUGCGGGGAUCCACAAACCCCGCUAUUGUGGACUAAUGCUGAUAAUACGGAGCUUGUGAAAACGAAAGUGGAAGAAUAUAUUCUCGCAACGAAACAUCACAUGUCUGUAAAACCAUUAUACAUCCGCAGCGGUAGUAAGACUGCUGAAUUAAAAGAAAUAAAUAAAGAAGAAAUAAAUAAAGAAGAAGAAGAGGAAAGGGGUAGGAAUGAAGAGUUUCUAUCAACCCCACCUGAUCUUCAUCUAUUUCUUGAUCUUGAUCUUGCCAUACUUGGAAGUGAUGCUGAGCGAUAUCAACGUUACGCACGUGAAAUACGCAGUGAGUAUAAUUGGUAUAAUGAUGUGGACUUCUGUCGUGGUCGUUCGGCAUUUCUACGGGGAUUUUUGGAUCAUUCACAGUGGUACAAGACAAAGUUUUUCUGCGACAGAUUGGAAGAUAAAGCCAGAUCUAAUGUACUGGCAGAAGUAAAUGCAUUGGAGGCACAAGUGAAUCAAACGAAAUAA
Messenger RNA from Trypanosoma theileri, 936 nucleotides. RefSeq lists its product as uncharacterized. The transcript has a single exon. Lineage: Eukaryota; Euglenozoa; Kinetoplastea; Trypanosomatida; Trypanosomatidae. The coding region runs from base 1 to 936 and encodes 311 amino acids. The record is from RefSeq and is a predicted model, not a curated record.